AUAAAAAAUAAAAUCCCAAUUGUUUAUAUACAUUGCCUGCAUUGCCUAAUUCUAAACCCCUUCCCCUCCGCUCCUUUUGUUUUGCGAUCGAAUCCGGCUGCCGGGAAUCUUAUAACCGGAGGUAUUGUAAGCAAGAGAUCUUUCUUGGAAUAAUCUAUCAAUUUCAUGUCCCGAACCCGCAAUAUUGUUGUUGCCUCGAGCUUGUUGGUAUUUGCAGGUGGUGGUUUAGCAUUUCCCUUUUAUAUGGCAACCAGGUCAUCAAAGACCCCUGUGAUUGACUCAUCAAAACCACUACCUCCUCAGGCAACUUUUCGAGGACCUUAUAUCAACACUGGAUCACGUGAUGUUGGACCUGAUCAUCAAACUUAUUCGAAAAAGUAGUUUUACAAUCCUCCCUGCAGUAGAAGGCAAGCAAACUUCUGUAAUGAAGAUCUAUGACAGACAUCUGAUGCCAAAUCUAAACUAAAAAUAAUUUGCAGCUCAAGUUUUUGAAAUUCAUCUUGAAUAUAAAUGUUGAAUUGCGUGGUUC
Daucus carota subsp. sativus is the source of this 529-nucleotide messenger RNA. RefSeq lists its product as uncharacterized. The record is from RefSeq and is a predicted model, not a curated record. Bases 166 to 381 code for a protein of 71 amino acids. The transcript is spliced from 3 exons. Lineage: Eukaryota; Viridiplantae; Streptophyta; Magnoliopsida; Apiales; Apiaceae.